AGCUCCGGCUUGAGAGCGUUUUAGUGGAACCGGUGUGGCGAUCUUGCCUUGCUUUUUCCAUGCCGCUGUGCUGUCUUCCCGCUGUCAUCACCAUGGCCAUGGCCAUGGGGGCAGCCGCUUUUACCUCGCCACCAGUUUUUGCGCGGCCCCGUUUGCAAGAAGUGCUUCACACCAACACCAGUUGCCCACCUGGUUUCAAGGCGUGCGGACAUUGCGGAUGCGCCCCGGCGGAUGCAUGUGAUGCGUGCAAAGGCCCUUUGGGUGAAGUGAACGUCACCGUGCGGGCCGUGCGGAGCAAGAUGGCAGGCUGCCCGUCGGACCACGUGGAUUGCGGCAACCAGACAUGCGUGCCACAGUCAAAGUGCGCAGCAACAGGAUCUCCUCAGGCCGUGCCAAGCAGUUCAAGAAGAUCCAUUCUCCAAGAUUGCCCAGCGGUCUACACCGACUGCGGCGUGUGCCAAUGUGUGCCUGGCGAUGUCUGUCAGCGCUGUCCCAACGUGAUCGCACUUUCGAUCCCCGCAGAGAACGGGACGGACUUUGACAUGUCAAGCGAGCCAACCGCCAACAACUCAGAGCCACAAGAGAAUGGACAGCCACCUCACUAUCCUUCAGAGGAGCGGAUUUGGGCUGUCGAUGGUCUUGCAAAGUCUGUGAGUUGGGCGCGCUACCAGUCCACAUAUCCCUUUUUGGUUGCCAUCAAAUGGAUUGGCCGUGGAGGAAAACGCAGUCACAUGUGUGGAGGCACUUUGAUCCGUGAGUCUGUCGUUCUUACAGCAGCACAUUGUGUUUCCCAAAUGCGAAAUGGACGGAUUAUGUUUCUUGAUGCCAGCAUCGUCGAAGUUUGGUGGGGUCAGGGAGACAACAAUUGGAUCAGUUCGGGGGUGGACCUGCUCGUGAUUCCUUCCUCGUACAAUGGGAAUGAUGGGAAUGACGACAUUGCGAUCCUCCAUUUGACCCGACGCUUCUCGGGUGCAUCAGUGGCAAGGUUGUCCCGGCGGAAGUGGUACAAUGUGGGCUCGAAACCAUUGAUCGCUGGAUGGGGAGCAGUGGAUCGUCAUUCACAGUGGUACCAAGCAGACAAACUAAGAGAAGGUUACACUCAGAUUGCUGAUUCUGCGCUGUGCAAGGCGAUGAUUAAGGAUUUUGACCCCGCCAAAAAGAUUUGUGCAGGGAGUUACCGUUCAGGAUUGGCUGGCACUGCCAAAGGUGACAGUGGAGGGCCGAUGCUAUUGAACGGUUAUCAGAUCGGAAUCACCUCGCAUGGCUUCAGAGUCGGCAAUGAGUAUCUUGAUGUGUACACCAGGGUGUCAAACUAUGGGGGUUGGAUCAAUCAGGUGUUCGCACACUACCGGUAAGUGCAGGUUUGAUUUGCACAGAGUCGCUCCAGACUCGGUUUUGAGUUCUGCAUCAGAAUGAUGAUGAAUGAAGUGUGAGUGCUUCAAUCUAAGCUUUGAGCAUUUUCUUAAUUACCAUAGGUGGUUGCUUCCUCUCAGAUGUAAAGGUGCUCAGCUCAUGGUGCCGCCACGGAACCAUGGUACUUCUGAGACAAUACUUUCGUUCUAAUUUUGGUCCCGGCCAAGCGAUCACGUCAAGCGACGAAUCUUGGUUUGGGAGCUGGCUCCACAAGCGAGCAAUACCUGAAUUGUCAAGCGCCAAACACGUGGACAAGGGGCCGGUUGCUCUGAAGCAUAUUGAGCGUCUUUGCUAGUAAAAAGACAAAUUCCAUACAGUGGACAAAGAUGCAAACUUGUAUACACUUCUUACCACUUGGACACUUUGGGUAGUUGGAUGUGG
Messenger RNA from Durusdinium trenchii, 1794 nucleotides. The record is from the annotation of a GenBank genome assembly. NCBI's taxonomy places the organism in Eukaryota, Dinophyceae, Suessiales, Symbiodiniaceae.